AUGGAUAGGAUAAGUGAGUUGCCUGAUGCGUUGCUCUUUGAAAUAUUGUCAUAUUUACCAACAAGAGAAGUUGUGACCACAAUGGUUUUAUCGAAACGAUGGAAGUAUCUUUAUACGUUUGUGCCAACACUUGAAUAUGAUCAUAACAGUUAUCCAGAUGGUGAGGACAGGAGCUUCUCGCGGUUUGUUUACAGUUCUUUGCUGUUACACGAGGCACCAGUUCUACAAGUGUUGUCUUUCGUACUUGGUCAAAACACUGGUUCUAUAGAUAUUGGAGUUUGUGUUAGAACCGCUAUUAAACGCCAUGCUCGUCACCUGAAUAUUGAGAUUGAUGAUACUUGUUCUGCUGAAACUAUCAAUCCAGUUAUACUUCCUACUAGCUUGUAUACAGGUUGUACAAUGCUUGUGAGUUUGGGGCUAGACAAUGUGGUUCUUAUGGAUUCGUCUUCCACGGUUUCCUUCCCAUCCCUCAAAAUUUUGGGCCUUCUAUCAGUGAAGUACCCAAAUAAUGAAUUUGUCCCCAAGAUUUUUGCUGGUUGUCCUGUUCUUGAAAAUUUAUUCGUGGACCGAUGCCCCGGUGACAAUGUGAACCUUUUCGUAGUUAGAGUGCCCACUUUGAAGAUCCUAUUGUUACAAAAAGUAUUGGACAUCCAUGCUGACGGGUUUUUAAUAGAUGCUCCUUGUUUGGAGCUCAUGGGGAUUAAUGUAAAUACGAAAGGAUUUUGUGGUAUUGAGCAUAAUAUGCCUAAGAUUGAUGCGGCAAGUAUGUGUGUUACUUGUAAUCGUACCGAACAGAUUCUUUCUUCUCUUACAUCACUCCAGCAACUUAGAUUAUGUUUAAUGACCUCAAAGGAUGCAUAUCCUGAAGGAUUAGCAUUUAACCGGCUUGUAGAAUUGACUCUGUGUACAUCUGAACCGGAAUGGUUGAAUCUACUUAUGCGUCUUCUCAAAGAUUCCCCCAAACUAAGAGUCCUCAAACUAGAACAGGUCCAUCUCCGUGAGGCUGUGAAUCCACGGCCGUGCUGGAACGAACCUACUCAUGUUCCUAGCUGUUUAUUGUCAAGUCUUGAAACUUUUCAAUGGUCACAAUACGAAGGAAGAGAAGAAGAGAUCAAAGUCGCGAAAUUCAUCAUAAGAAACUCUGCUUGUUUGAAGAAUGCAACUUUCUAUCCUAAAUCUACUGAUCCUGUAGAGAAGCUUGAGAUGCUAAUAGAAUUAUCAGUGUCACCAAGGAGUUCUUCAAUAUGUCAGCUUGAUUUCGGUCGUGAGACUCCUACAGUCAGGGACAUUUUUCAUGAUCACCGUUUGAUGAAGCGUUUAAGACAGACAUACCAGAAAAAUUGUGACAAAAAUGGUUUCCCUUAA
Messenger RNA from Brassica oleracea var. oleracea, 1365 nucleotides. Its product is annotated as probable FBD-associated F-box protein At1g32375. The coding region runs from base 1 to 1365 and encodes 454 amino acids. The record is from RefSeq and is a predicted model, not a curated record. Gene Ontology annotation, molecular function: protein binding. The transcript has 3 exons. Lineage: Eukaryota; Viridiplantae; Streptophyta; Magnoliopsida; Brassicales; Brassicaceae.